AUGUCUCUUGGCUUGGGGGCUGGCCCGCAGAGAGGGCUGGAGGUGAAGUUUCAGGCCACCAGGGCCCAUUGGAUUGUGCCAUAUGAGCCAGGCCAGGACCCCUCCGCCAGAGGAGUGGGUGACGGGUCUCUCUCUCCUUUGCUCCAGGGCCCCGACAAAGCCCGCUCUCAGCUGCUGAUUGUGGACCGGAGCUUCGACCUGGUGUCCCCACUGCUGCACGAGCUCACCUACCAGGCCAUGGCCUACGACCUGCUCAGCAUUGAGAGCGACACCUACAAGUACGAGACGACAGGGACCAGCGACUUGUGGGAGAAGGAGGCGCUGCUGGACGAAGACAACGAACUCUAGGUGCAGCUACGGCACAUGCACAUCGCUGACAUCUCCAAGUGAGCACGCUCAGCUCCGCCCCUGACACGCCCCUGUAUGCCCUGCCCAUACCCUAGAUAUGCUCCCACGCGUGGCUGGGCUGCUGUGGCUGGCCCCAGGCAAGGCCUCUGCCCUCUAGGGGGCACUGUGCGCUGGAAGGGGCCAGGAUCUCACCACUGCCUCCCUCCAGGCCAACAUCGAGGACCUGUCCCAGAUGCUGAAGAAGAUGCCCCAGUACCAGAAAGAGCUGAACAAGGAAGGAGGUUUGCUGGGAAGAGGUGGGGUCUGUCUGUCAAGCAGGAG
Messenger RNA from Gopherus flavomarginatus (Mexican gopher tortoise), 669 nucleotides. Its product is annotated as syntaxin-binding protein 2-like. Lineage: Eukaryota; Metazoa; Chordata; Testudines; Testudinidae. Gene Ontology annotation, molecular function: syntaxin-3 binding. Gene Ontology annotation, cellular component: secretory granule; plasma membrane. Bases 1 to 348 code for a protein of 115 amino acids. The transcript is spliced from 3 exons. The record is from RefSeq and is a predicted model, not a curated record. Gene Ontology annotation, biological process: intracellular protein transport; neurotransmitter secretion; vesicle-mediated transport.